Messenger RNA from Trichechus manatus latirostris (Florida manatee), 3334 nucleotides. Its product is annotated as methylsterol monooxygenase 1. Gene Ontology annotation, molecular function: C-4 methylsterol oxidase activity; iron ion binding. Gene Ontology annotation, biological process: sterol biosynthetic process. The transcript has 5 exons. The coding region runs from base 648 to 1529 and encodes 293 amino acids. Lineage: Eukaryota; Metazoa; Chordata; Mammalia; Sirenia; Trichechidae. Gene Ontology annotation, cellular component: endoplasmic reticulum membrane. The record is from RefSeq and is a predicted model, not a curated record.
AAGAAAUUCUUGCUUCAGGAUGCAUUUCCUUGUUUUGUGAAAUGAGUUUCUUAUUUGUUUAGUGACCAUUUGCGUUUACUUUUCUUUGAACUGCCUGUGAAUGACCUUUGUCAUUUUUUUAUUGAGUUUUUGUCCUUGUUUCUCUCAAACAGUCUGUGUAGCCUUUUCUCAUAAGCCCUUUGACCUAGUUUUCUAGUUUGUCAUUUGAUUUUCUGUUUUGUUUAUGGCUGUCUUUUUAUUCCCCAGGUAGAAGUAUUUAAUUCUUAUGUAGUUAGUUUUGGCAUUUUUUCCUUAUAGGUUCUUGUCGUUUUAAAUGACACUUUUAAACGCAAUAAUUGUUCAUUGCAAUUAGAAAUUUUUCCAUGGAGACCACACUUAAAGUCUCUUUAAAGAUAAUUCAGAAUUCAUUAUCCACUGUUGUUCUUGUAGAUACUGCUUUUAAAAGUAAGAUUUUAAAAGUAAGAAAUGGAGAUGAUGGUAACAUGGAGAGUUUUUUGUUUGAACCACGUUUGGGAUCCAAGAAAUUGGUACCCCUUUAUUAAUUGUUAUUUUUAAAAUUAUCAGAAGCUACAAGUUUUAUAACUAUUAGAAUUUCAUUUUUUUAUUUAUUUUUACAGAAUUGUAGGCUGUCUGCAGAGAUUUGAAAAAUGGCAACAAAUGAAAAUGUCAGCAUCUUUAGUUCAGCAUCCUUGGCUGUGGAGUAUGUAGAUUCUCUUUUACCUGAGAAUCCUCUGCAAGAACCAUUUAAAAAUGCUUGGAACUACAUGUUGAAUAAUUAUACAAAGUUCCAGAUCGCAACAUGGGGAUCCCUUAUAGUUCAUGAGGCUCUUUAUUUCCUGUUCUGUUUACCUGGAUUUUUGUUCCAAUUUAUACCUUUCAUGAAAAAGUUCAAAAUUCAGAAGGACAAGCCAGAAUCGUUGGAAAGCCAGUGGAAAUGUUUUAAAGUGCUUCUCUUUAAUCACUUUUGUAUCCAGCUGCCUUUGAUUUGUGGAACCUAUUAUUUUACAGAGUAUUUCAAUAUUCCUUAUGAUUGGGAAACAAUGCCAAGAUGGUACAUGCUUUUGCUAAGAUGCUUUGGCUGUGCCGUGAUCGAGGACACCUGGCACUAUUUCCUGCACAGACUGUUACACCACAGAAGGAUAUAUAAAUACAUUCAUAAAAUUCAUCAUGAGUUUCAGGCUCCGUUUGGAAUGGAGGCUGAAUAUGCACAUCCUCUGGAAACCUUGAUUCUUGGAACUGGAUUUUUUAUAGGGAUCGUGCUCUUGUGUGAUCAUGUCAUUCUUCUUUGGGCGUGGGUGACCGUCCGUUUGAUAGAAACUAUCGAUGUCCAUAGUGGCUAUGAUAUUCCUCUCAACCCUUUAAAUCUCAUCCCUUUCUAUGCUGGCUCACGGCAUCAUGAUUUCCACCACAUGAACUUCAUUGGAAACUACGCUUCAACCUUUACAUGGUGGGAUAGAAUUUUUGGAACAGACUCACAGUUUAAUGCCUACACUGAAAAGAUGAAGAAAUUGGAGAAAAAGACUGAGUAAACCUUUCCUGUAAACCCUCUUGAAGAUACACAUUUUCCUGGACUGAAACUAGCAAACAUUGCUUCUGGGAGCAGAAAUAAGCAGGUGUCUUGGCUGCAUGGUGAUAAAGAGAAUAUUAACAACCUUUAAUUAUCUUCCUAGUGGGUACUUUUUCUACUUUACAUACAAGUCCCAUUUAUGUACAAAUAAAUAUUUAUUAAGUAGAGUUUUCAUGAGGAAAUCUUAAAUGCCAUUUUGUUAACCUUACAAAAAGAUUUUAACGUACUGGAAGAAGUAUUAAUCUGUCAGGUUGGCACUGUGGUUAAGUGCUCGGCUGCUAACUGAAAGGUCGGCAGUUCGAACCUAUUAGCCGCUCCGUGGGAGAAAGAUGUGGCAGUCUGCUUCCAUAAAGAUUACAGCCUUGGAAACCUCGUGUGGCAGUUCUACUCUGUCCUAUAGAGUCGCUAUGAGUCAUAAUCGAUUCAGUGGCAGUGGGUCUGGUUUAACGCCAUAGGUCUGAAGAUGAAAUUGGUCUUUAAUUCUUUUAAAUAUGUAGUGCCCGUUUCAGAAAGCUCUCAGUCGUGCUGUUGAGCUCAUACUGAACUUUAGACGCUUUGCUGAAUUUGCUUAAGGAUCAGAAUAGCAUGGGUUGAACCACAGAGACUGAUACAGUGAGUGACUGAAGCUGCUGCAUCAGGAAUAGCCAUACUGAGGCCUUAACUCUAGUCUGGAGCUGACCAUCUGGGGUGAUCCUCCCUUUCUCUGCGGAGCUCUUUUCCAUUCACUGCCCUACUGGCAUCUAUAAAUUAGAGCUUUUCUGAACUGAUGUAAGUGGAGUAUUUUAGUCUAAAAGUUCUCACAGUUACUUGAAUUUUUUAAAAAUUGAGGAGCUUUAUUUCUGCUAUUAAACUUUCAUUUUUGUAUUUCAAGUUUUCAUUAUACUUAAAUCUGUGUCUUGUAACUUUAUGAACUGACUCGCUGUAUUUGCACUUUGAGCUAUUGAAAUAAAUGUGAUGUUUGUCUCAUCUUGUUUCCGUUUUUGAACAUCAUCUGUUACCUUCCAUUUUAUUUUUUUUAUAAGAAGAAUUGCAGAAAUCAUUACAUUAUUGUUUUAUAUUCCUGCUUUUGAAGUAUUUCUUUUGCUAAACUGUUCCCUGAAGUUUCAGCUGUAAUUAGUGGGCUGCCUAUUGUGAGAAAUUCCAUCGACCUGAUCAAAGUGGAGGAUAUACACCAGCUCUGUUCUUGCCACAGAAAGUGUAUUUUCUGUAAAGAUGAAAAUACUGAGCUAAAUAUUUCCAGGGCUCAUUGAUCUCAGGCAUCUAAGUUCUAACUCAAAUCAAGAGUUGAGAAUUCUAACUUAGUAUUAAAAACAAAUGCCCUCAAGUUGAUUGCAGCUCCUGGCGAUCCCAUGUGUGUCUAGAACCGUGCUUCACCAGGUUUUCAGUGGCUGAUUUUUCCAGGUCACCCUUGGGUGGACUCCCAUCUUUUCAUUACCAGCUGAGCUCUUAGUCAUUUGUGAUUAUUGGGGUUUUUUUCCUUCAUAUUGAGCCAUUUUCUGGUAUGUUUUUUUCUUCUUUUUUUGAAAAGUUUUAUUGUAAAUGGGUCCAAAUAAGGGAUUCAGAAAGUUACAAUGGAGAAUGUUUUGCUAAACCGUUUUUGUAACUUGUGCAUCAUUUAUAACAGCCUUUUCAUUUUCCCUCCUCCCAUUGCUGUGUGUGUGUAAAUUUGUUGUCUCUUAAUUCUCAAACAGCAAUUUUGGGGCUGCACUUAAAUUAUGCCAUUUAAUUAUAAAGUAUCUGUAGGAAUUAUUUUAUCUUCUACCUUUC